UUUUGGUGAAAGGGACGCAAAAGCAACAAAACAGAGAGUUUCCCUGUCCUUCAAAAAAUUGCAUUGGAAAACGGGCGCUGUGGCCUUUGUAAAGCCUCAAGAUUGCUUCUAAAAAGCAACGCCUUAUGGACAGCGAUGAGGAAGACUUCAUCUACGACGACGAAGACGAGGAAGCUGACGACAGUGAAGAUUUGAGCCCCGAUCAAGAUGAAGGUUUUGACUCGAACUAUGAUAUGCCGUGCUCUGCAAGUGUCGCAGACGAUUUUACAUACGAGGUCUUGACGCCAGACACUAUCGUUUCCUACAUGAACACGACGAUUGACGAAGUAAAUAACGUCUUCGAGCUGUCGAGACCGGUUGCCAGGAUACUCCUCAGUCAUUUCAAAUGGGAUAAAGAAAAGUUACUUGAAAGGUUCUACUGUGGUGAUCAAGAAACGUUGUUCCGCGAGGCACAUUUAGUAAAUCCGAUGUCCCAAACAAGAGCAAGAACGGCACAUAAACGUUCCUCGCGAUCCAAUUCAGCGUCCACAGGCCCCAUCGCAUGCGAUAUCUGCCUACAAAUGUCUUCUUCUCUGCUAAGAUUCGAAGGUCUUGAAUGCGGUCAUAAAUUCUGCCUACGUUGCUGGAAGGAAUAUUUGACGUCGAAAAUUAUGGACGAACAAAAAGAGAAUAUUGCUUGCCCGGCAGUAAAUUGUGAUAUUUUAGCGAAUGAAACUUUUGUAGGAAGAAUUUUGAGUGAUCAAAUAGUGAAAAGAAAGUAUCAUCAUCUCAUAGCAAAUAGUUUUGUUGUUAAUAACCGUUUAAUAAAAUGGUGUCCCGCACCUGAUUGUAUGAAUGCUGUAAAAGCAAGCUACACGGGACAAAAUGCAGUGACGUGCUUAUGUGGCCACGAAUUUUGCUUUGGUUGCGGAGAGCCCAUUCACGAACCGGUGAACUGUAGUUUGUUGAAAAAAUGGAUGAAGAAGUGCAACGACGAUAGCGAAACGGCGAAUUGGAUAUCUGCGAACACGAAGGAAUGUCCAAAAUGUCAAGUAACGAUCGAGAAAAAUGGUGGAUGUAAUCACAUGGUGUGUCGUAACAAUAAUUGUAAGGCAGACUUUUGCUGGGUGUGCCUUGGUCCUUGGGAACCUCAUGGAUCGAAUUGGUACAGUUGUAAUCGUUACGACGAGAAAGACUCGCAAAAUGCGAGAGAGGCACAAAACAAAUCCAGAUCGUCUCUCGAAAGAUACCUUUUCUACUGUAAUCGUUAUAUGAACCAUAUUCAAAGCGCAAAGCUGGAAUUUGAGCUCGAUACGAAGGUGACGUUAAAAAUGAACGAAAUGCAAAAAUUUAACAUGUCUUGGAUAGAGGUUCAAUUUCUUAAGAAAGCUGUCAAAGUUCUUUCCCUGUGUCGUAAUACGUUGAAGUAUACCUACGUUUUUGCGUUCUACCUUCGAAAGAAUAACCAGACCGUGAUAUUUGAGGACAAUCAGAAAGAUCUCGAAAUGGCGACGGAGACGCUCUCGGAGUAUCUGGAGCGCGAUAUCAGUUCGGAAAACCUUAGUUGUAUAAAGCAAAAGGUCCAAGAUAAGUACAGAUAUUGUGAGAUGAGACGAAAUGUCUUGCUGGAUCACGUCAACGAAGGAUACGAGAGGGACUUUUGGAUUUUCCAUGAUAUCCCCUAACAUAUGCUUGUAUCCUUAUGUGUAUAUAUAAGUAUAUUUAUAUAUAAAUGAGAGAGAAACGCUCGCGAAUCCUGUUGAUUGGCCGCAUUGUGAGUGCAAUCACAAUCGGAUCCUGUACGAAAAACUCGCUAUCGUGCAUAUUUUUUUUAAAAAAAACAUGUUUCUUGUCUUGACGAUAGACUUGAAUUCUUCGAAUAGUUUAAUCGUGUCAAUAGUAACCCCCAGCUUGUGCGAGUUUGUUCAUGGAGCGUGCACAAUGUAAAGACUCCUGCGAGCGGUAGCAACCAUUUUCUUUUGUAUCAUAAUAAAAAGAACGAGAACAUUGUUA
Molecule: messenger RNA, 1992 nt
Organism: Xenia sp. Carnegie-2017
Lineage: Eukaryota; Metazoa; Cnidaria; Anthozoa; Malacalcyonacea; Xeniidae
Product: E3 ubiquitin-protein ligase arih1l-like
Exons: 17
Coding region: 126-1664 (512 amino acids)
Biological process (GO): protein polyubiquitination; ubiquitin-dependent protein catabolic process; positive regulation of proteasomal ubiquitin-dependent protein catabolic process
Cellular component (GO): ubiquitin ligase complex; cytoplasm
Molecular function (GO): ubiquitin conjugating enzyme binding; zinc ion binding; ubiquitin protein ligase activity
Source: RefSeq, a predicted model, not a curated record